Messenger RNA from Colletotrichum spaethianum, 1761 nucleotides. Its product is annotated as transcription-associated protein 1. The transcript has 2 exons. Gene Ontology annotation, molecular function: ATP-dependent chromatin remodeler activity; ATP binding. The record is from RefSeq and is a predicted model, not a curated record. Lineage: Eukaryota; Fungi; Ascomycota; Sordariomycetes; Glomerellales; Glomerellaceae. Bases 1 to 1761 code for a protein of 586 amino acids.
AUGUCAGCAACUCCAGACAAUCAGGGUCAAGCGAAGCCCGCUCUUUGCAUGAAAAGAACACCCUUUCUGGCAGACGAUAAUGAGUCGGACACGGAAACCCCAUCCCAUUUCAGCGCUGCAAGAAGAGUAACUCACAAGCAGAUUCAGGAGCCCGACGUGUUUAAUGAGUCAGUCGAGGACAUCAUCAACGAUAUGCGCAACGAUGUCUAUAUGGAGAACAACGCCGACCCUGCUACUUGCAGGUCCCCUUCUGUUGAGUCGACCGACCUCUUUGUUGCGAACACGAGAGAAGAACAAAACGGCGGCUCUCCGCCCAAGCACAACAUCAAAGUCAAGUCCGAGCCCGAUUUAGAGGAUGACAGCGAUUUCAUGAUCAUCGACCCAGCGGAUGCUCCUUCUGACGCUCGGGUGAAGUGGUCCCUUCCACGAGCCCCUAGCGUCAUCGACUUGGAUACCGUGGUCAAAAAGGAGCCAUUGUUCGAUGUUGAACCCAUUCUUCCGGCUGUAAAAAGCCAUUCUGGCAUCGAAGCACUCGAGAUCAGAAAGAAAGAGCUGCAACAGAAAGUCCUUCAAGGUGCUCUGAGUGCCGACGAACUUGACGAGAUGGUGCAUGUCAUAUCUCAGCUCAGUCGAGCCCAAAGCAUGGCCAGAACCGGCAGCAAGCCCAAGCCAUCACCCUUCAUCGUAUCUCCUGAGUCCGACCUUCAGAAACAGACCUUCGAUCAGGGAAAUGACCCUAAACCAAGGCCAAAGAGGAAAGCUCCUAUAGAAGAUGCCUCGGGCUAUUGGGCCAGAAGGGAGAAAAAGGAAAGAGAGCAAGAGGCCAAGGGCCCGGGGCAACAGGGGAGCAUCCACAACACUUCACGCAAAUCCAAGCGAGCAAGAGUCGCGUUAAACAAGGGCAAUGAUUCUGACGAUGAGGACCUCGACCGAAUGAUUCAUAGCAUGCUUAAGCCAUACGAUGCUAUCCAGCAUCGGGCUGACCAAGGCGACUUGCCAGCAGCGCCAACCAUCACAGCGACCAGAAGAGAGGAUCAGUUGAAGCAGAUGCGAGAAGCCGCCUCCGAGUAUUUCGACAAAAAGGUUUUAAUCGCUCAAAAGAAGGAACUUCGAGAGGCAACAAAAUCUUGGGGGCCUCGCGCUGUUCGCUGCCGGAAUGGCGGAUGGGAAGUCAGGGGCUUACUUACCCCAAUGAUGAAUCACCAGCUUAUCGUCGGAGCCUGGAUGAUGGGUCGAGAGCUGAGAACAACGCCAAAUAAGCCGAGAGGAGGCGUUCUCGCCGACGCCAUGGGUUUGGGAAAGACCAUUGAGACUCUGUCCUGCAUUGUGGGCAAUCAAGCCUCGGAUACUCUCAAAGAUGCAGGAAAGGGAGCAACACUGGUGAUUUGUCCGUCGGGGCAAAUGAUCAGCCAGUGGAUGUCCGAGGUCAAGAAGCAUUGCAACAAACGGUUUGCGAGGAGCAUCGUGCACUUCAAAGCUGGAAACAAGAUGGAUAUUGACCUUUUGGCAUCUUUCAACAUUGUUUUCGCAAGUUAUCACCAGCUGAGAGACAGUAUUCCUUCUGUCAAGGAGAGGGAGGAAAUGCAUAGACAACUCAAGGAUCCGGACGAAUAUCGAAAGUGGUUGCAAGAGCAAACUGGUGUUCUUCACUGCAUCGAGUGGCACAGAGUUGUCCUUGACGAAGCCCAUUUCAUCAAGAACCACUUGACACAUGGUGAGUUCCAUCUUAUUCCUUUCAACACGGCCGCGCUGACUGUGUAA